Molecule: messenger RNA, 1257 nt
Organism: Saccostrea cuccullata (small rock oyster)
Lineage: Eukaryota; Metazoa; Mollusca; Bivalvia; Ostreida; Ostreidae
Product: titin homolog
Exons: 5
Coding region: 144-920 (258 amino acids)
Source: RefSeq, a predicted model, not a curated record
CAUCGAAUCAUCAUCGUUAUAUCCGUGUAAAUUCAAGUGUUACUGUUUUGUGUAAAUAUUUUGGAUCGCAGUGUGUUUAGAACUUUUUGUAGAUGUCGUAAUUAGGUUUUAAUUGUGUAGUUUAGGCUGCGUAAGCUCCAAUCAUGGACAGUGGCAGUGUCAGUCGCCAUAUUUGUUCUGUAAAUUUUUCGACCGUCAAGUACAGAAAAAUAAUGGAGUCCAUAGGAGUCCCCGUUCAGCGAAAGGAGUUGGAAAGAGAUGCUGUGCCGACUGUUGAGAUCAACCCUCCACAGGAAAACACGCCAGCUACGGGGAAACGAAAGGCUGAUGACUUCAAUUCCCCCCUGAGGCUGAUGAGCAGCACACCCAAGAAGCCAAGGAUAGCUUUCAAAAAGAGGGAAACUCGGCAAAUUCCACUUGUUUCUGUGAUGGUGACCCACACUGUUCAAUCAGAGCCCAAGAAAGAGGUGGUGCCCACAGAUGCAAGUGCCAAUGAUCCUCACUCUCCAGCCGUACCUCAGGAGUCUGUGGAUGUACCCCAGGAGUCUGUGGAUGCACCCCAGGAGUCUGUAGAUGUACCCCAGGAGUCUGUGGAUGUACCCCAGGAGUCUGUGGAUAUACCCCAGGAGUCUGUGGAUGUACCCCAGGAGUCUGUGGAUAUACCCCAGGAGUCUGUGGAUGUACCCCAGGAGUCUGUGGAUGUACCCCAGGAGUCCGUGGAUGUACCCCAGGAGUCUGUAGAUGUACCCCAGGAGUCUGUAGAUGUACCCCAGGAGUCUGUGGAUGUACCCCAGGAGUCUGUGGAUAUACCCCAGGAGUCUGUGGAUGUACCCCAGGAGUCUGUAGAUGUACCCCAGGAGUCUGUGGAUAUACCCCAGGAGUCUGUGGAUGUACCCCAGGAGUCUGUAGAUGUACCCUAGGAGUCUGUGGAUGUACCUCAUGCAUCUCCAGAUGUAGAACAGGUUGUUGCUACUCCCAAGGAAACCAGAUCUGUGGGGUCUCAACUUUCCCUACAGAAGCCACAGAGAAGGUCCCAUUAUAUUCAGACCAAGUGGAAGACUUAUGAUAAAGGCACGAAAAUGACAUCAGGAGUAACAUGGAACGUGGAUACGCCAAUUUCAGUUGAGAUUGCAGAUAUUGAAGGUCCUGAGCGGUCAUGGAUGAGUAUAGACAAUCUGGAAAAUGGGUGCAUCAUGAUGGAUGUUACACUGCUUCUAAGGCGCAUGAAGAGAAGAGGCUCAAUGGAGAAAGAGGAGA